Messenger RNA from Tetrahymena thermophila SB210, 438 nucleotides. RefSeq lists its product as hypothetical. The record is from RefSeq and is a predicted model, not a curated record. The transcript has 2 exons. NCBI's taxonomy places the organism in Eukaryota, Ciliophora, Oligohymenophorea, Hymenostomatida, Tetrahymenidae.
AUGGAAUACUUUACAUACAUUAAAGCUUAUUUUAACAGAAUUGUUAUUGAUAGAGAAAAUUUACCUUUUCAAGAUAUGGGAAAAUAUAAAAUGCAAGUCUUUAAUUCGAAUAAAUCCACAAGUAUGCUGAAUUUUAAGCUUAUUUUAUAAUGUUAUCGAUUUAAGAGAUAGAAAUUAAAGGCUAAUUAAUGUAAAUCCAAUAAAAAUAAAAUGUAAAAUCAGUAUCUAUUUAAUGUAUACAGAAAUAGAGUAAUAAUUAUAGAUCCGCUAAACAAAUAAAUAAACAGGCAAACAACGAAAGUAAAAUAAUAGCGAACAAUAGCGAAGCUAUUUUGUAAAUCAGUAAAUACAUUUUUAGAAGCUUAUUGCAUAAUGAAAUAUUUCUGUAGGAAGGUAAGGGAAAUUAAAUAUAGAUUUUACGAAAUAUUUAAUAUCUGA